Kluyveromyces lactis is the source of this 1383-nucleotide messenger RNA. It is a transcript of the gene PUL3, whose product is annotated as Pul3p. The coding region runs from base 1 to 1383 and encodes 460 amino acids. NCBI's taxonomy places the organism in Eukaryota, Fungi, Ascomycota, Saccharomycetes, Saccharomycetales, Saccharomycetaceae. The record is from RefSeq and is a predicted model, not a curated record. Gene Ontology annotation, molecular function: transmembrane transporter activity. Gene Ontology annotation, biological process: transmembrane transport. The transcript has a single exon.
AUGAAGCUAACAGAUUCACAAAAACAUCUUUAUUCGCAAUAUCUGGCGGUUACGUUAAUUGCUGUCCAAUUUAGUUUUGAUACCUGUGUGUAUCUAUCAAGUGUGGUUCAGUAUGUCAAAGAAUGUGGAUCGGAUGAUCCUGAAAAUUACUUAUUCAUUUUACAAGCUGUCUCUGCUGCAGUACAAGUAUUUUUCUCAUUUAUUAUCGGUGAUAUUGCUAGUUAUGUUGGCUCUAUCAAAUGGGUAAUAAUCUUUCUUUAUUUUUUAUCAUUCGUGGGCAAUUUCCUAUAUUCCUGUGCAGGAGCGGUCUCUUUAAACACGUUACUUGGUGGUCGUAUUAUAUGCGGGGCAGCAUCGUCUUCUGGAGCGGUGGUGUAUAGUUACAUUACCGCUAUAAGCAAGGAUAGAACAACGAUCUUCAAAUUAUUCUCAAUUUAUCGUACAUCUGCUGGUAUAUGUAUGGCGUUAGCACAAUUAGUGGCUAUUCUCUUUGCAUUAUGCGAUUUUACAGUCAGAGGAUAUCGUAUUACCUCUUACAAUGCACCCACAUUUGCUUCUAGCUUUAUCAUUUUACUUAUCUGCGUUCUUCUUAUGUUUGUCUUGGAAAACCCGCCAGUGAAAAGUGCGAGAAAUCCUAAGAAUUAUCUGGACGCUUGGAAGAAGUUUUUCAGUGCUGGUAGUAACAGACUAAUUGCAUCUUUGAUUCUACUUUGGAAUAUGUUCCUUUCAACGUUUUUCAUGUGUGAAGUCCUUUACUUUAUGCCUAUUUUCUUAACUCUAAAUGUGGGUUGGAAAACAGAAUAUGAGGGAGUGGCAUUUAUGGUUUCUGCCGUGCUAGGUGUAGCUGGAAGCUUUUUUGCGCCGGACUUAGUAAAACUAUUCGCAAAGUUAAAUACUCCCAGCACGCAAGAUGAAACAGACACGAGUGACAACGAUAAGAUUGAGAAGGAAGAGUCUGAACAAAAAAGUGACAUUAACACAUUACACAGGAAUCAAGUUUCUUUAACCAUAUUUGCAUUAUUCGUCGCUUUAAUAGGCCAAGCUUUCAUGAUUGGAGCUUCCGAGGCAUUGUCCAAUGACAAAUUGCCAAAAACAAACUCUGGUAUCUUUUUCACCGCUGGAUUGUCUAUCACAAUGUUAGGCUAUAAUUUUAUGGGAUCAAGUGUACCGGCAUUAUUCUCUAUGUAUAUAGAUCCCCAAGUCAAGGUUCAAUUAAUGCCGUUUAUAGGAGCUAUUGCAGGUGUCGGUAAAUUAGUUGCCCCUAUAGUACUUGCAGCCCUUUACAAAACACCGCUUGGGCUCCCAAUUGGUGUGGGAUUUGGAAUGAUACUGGUUGGGAUAUCCAUUCCUUCGCUAGUUUAUCUUAGGAGGAACAAAAUGUGA